Messenger RNA from Adineta ricciae, 645 nucleotides. NCBI's taxonomy places the organism in Eukaryota, Metazoa, Rotifera, Eurotatoria, Adinetida, Adinetidae. The record is from the annotation of a GenBank genome assembly.
AUGAUUUACUCGAAAAUUUUUCUCGCGUUGGUCUUAUUGUUUGGUGUCGAUCGAACUUUUUCUCUAGAAAGCAAUUUUAUAGAGCUCGUUAAAAAUAGUACUCUCGUACAUCAUAAGCAAACUAAUACUGUUUGGGAAUAUUUAGGCACCUACGCCCAAACAGGAGAUACUGUGAAUUUCAUCUUAGAAAUUUCCGUGUUUCAGUUUAUGUGCGACGUUUUUCCUGUUUCAAUAGCUUAUGCUAUGAAGGUUUGUACACAAUAUCGAACUCGACUUCUUGAGAACGGCAGUGUCUGUCGAUUGAAUGAAUUGGCUGAGGCUCAUGUAGGACAACGACAAAAAAGACAACUAGAAGAGAUUGCUUUGGGUAGUGCUGCCGCGUAUGGUGCUUAUAAAAUUAUUGGUGAUCUUUUUGGAGGAAAGAAUGAUGAAAUUAUCGAUCGGUUAAAUCAAGGUGAGAACUUUCAAAACCAUCAAGAAAAAUUAAAUGAUGCGCUUGUUACAUUAAUUCUAGCGUUAGAAGACAAUAAUCUCGUUAUGUUGAAAAGUUUUAAACAGUUGUUCGAUAGUGUGAAUGAAACACGCUCUUUCAUUUAUAAUCUGUUAAAAGUGUCAAUAAGAAAGCAAAGAACUUUUACAGGUUAG